GAGGGCUGCUUUUUUGGCGACACCCAGCAGUUGGUCUGCGGGAACCUUUGAAGCGCGGACCACCAGCUUGCUGCGACCUCGAUGCGCGAUGGCUGCGGCUGACAAAACUGGUCCGCCAGGGUAGCUGCAAGGAUGACCAGGACUACCUGCUCAACUCCACCCACCCUCGCUACAUGCCUCAGCUCCACCGCCUGAUCAGGUUGCGCGGUUUGGAGGUGCAGCACUUCAUUACGUCCGUGGCCAGUUGCUGCCCCAGCAGGACCAGCUUCCUCACAGGAAGGUACUGCCACAACACCAACAUAACGUCCAACGCCUGGCCCCGCGGUGGCCACGUCAAGUUCAUGACUGAGGGACUGGACGAGCAGUACUUGCCGGUAUGGCUGCAGGCCGCCGGGUACGACACGUACUACGUGGGCAAGUUUUUGAAUGGCUUGACGCAUGACAGCCUUCUGGAGCUAGGCUGCCCGCGGGGGUGGACCGCCAUGGACGCCAUGCUGCUGGGCGAUACAGGCGGCGCGGAGGAGUUGUACUACAAGGACACGCCCAGGUUCAUGCGCGAGUGUCGCACGCUGGAGACCUUCCCUGACACCUUUACCGAGAUCGUCGUACGGCAAAAGGCCCUGCAGUACAUUGAACGCGCUGCUGCCACCAACAGCCUCCGGGGCAAGAAGCCCUUCUUCCUCAUGGUAUCCACCUUCGCACCCCAUGACGCAUCGGGAGGCACCGAUGCCGUACCCGAAGUGGAGGUCAAGUACCGCGGGAUGUACGGCGACGUCGAGCUGCCAGAGAGCCCCAAUUUUGGCGUAAGGCCCCCCAAUAAAAUUGGCUACUAUUGGCCGUACGACUCCAAGGACGCGAUUCCCCGCCUCACGGAGCACUACAGGGCCCGUUUGGCCGCACUGCGCUCCGUCGAUGACACGGUGGCGGCUGUGGUUUCCAAGUUGGCGUGUAGGGACCUGCUGAAUAACACGGUCAUCGUCUACACUUCCGAUAACGGCUUUAAGCUGGGGAGCCACAACAUUGCGCAGGAGAAGUUCACUCAGUACGAGGAGGAUGUGCGUUUGCCUCUGCUGCUGGCCGGUCCCGGUAUUCCGCGGGGUGUGGCCACAGGGCCCGAGCUGCAGGUGACGAUGACUGACCUGACCGCCACCAUCCUGUCACUGGCCGGUGCCAAUUCAGGCAACGUGGACCUGGACAGCGCGCCCAUGCCGCUGGCGGAGAUCGUGUCAUCGUACAGGGCACCGCCGGGGCAGCCUACCGCGCCGCCGGACAACAAUAACCGGUACUACUGCACGCCGCCGCCGCCGCCCGACCCGCCGCGCCCGCCAGCGCCGCCGCUGGUACUGCCGCCGCCGCGACCGCCAGCUGCUGGCGACGGGGACGACGUGGGUGCAGGUGGCUCUUUUGACAGGCGACGGAGGAGGAGGCUCGAGUCCACGUCGCUGUAUGCGGCCUCCGCCACCGCCCACCUCUGGCAGCCUGACGACCCUGUAGACGGCGCUGAUGUAUGUUUAAAGUACGCCGCAGGAUCUGCUGCGGCGGCCGCCACCGACGCUGCUGCUGCUGCUGCGGCGGCGGCGGCGGCGGCGGCGGUGCUGAUAGACUCCUCCUCCUCUGCCGCCGCUGCCGCCAUCGCCGCCGCCACCGUCCCUACCUCCCUACCUCAACUGCUGGGGUCCUGGCGUCCUAACGGUUGGCACUGGCAACAUGACCUGUGGCUGGAGGAACACGCCGAUGCACUGGGGCUUGAGGGCUGGGUCACACGAGUUCGUGCUGCUGCUGCCGACGGCGCCAACGGCACCGUUGCCAUCGCCGCCGCCGCCGCCGCCGCCGCCAGCGGCUGCUCACGGUCUGCCGCCGCGGCAGCCACUGCCGCCGCCGCCGUCGCCGCCGCCGUGGCCCAUGAUCCCAUGCCUCAGGUUCCCGGGUCCGUACUUGUGGAAUAUUCGCUACAGCGAGUACGGAACGCCGUACAGGAGGCGAAGGCCAUUCUCAGGCAGCGUGCGGCGGCAGUGGCAGUGUUGACCGCAUCUGAAGGUGGCAGUGCUGACGGUGACGACGCAACAAGGUUGCCUAAUGUGCUAUCUUCCGUGUCGACGGCAAGCGGGCGCAACAGCGCGGCCCAGGUCAGCGCCAACGACCGCCGUGACCGCCGUGAACUUCCUGAAACGACGGACGCCCUGGACAGCGGCGGCAACAGCCGCAGCGGUGGAAGUACGGGCGGUGUACGACCGCUUCCGCAGAUCAGCCUCGCGAUGUGGAGCAAUGUCGCUCUUAUCGAGUCGUGGCUCGACUCUGUGUUCAAGAACAAGGCCUACCGCACCAUUCGCGCAUGCACAACGUACCAGGCGUAUGGAGGAAGGAGGCCGUGGACUUGCUACAAGUACACCGUAUUGUGCAACCCCGUCCAGAAGCAAACUCCCGUACUUACAAACGUGGAGUUGUACGACCUGGGGCUGGAUCCAGCGGAGGUCAGGGACAGGGCGAAGGCCGUGCCGUACGAUCCCCUUACCUCCAAUCUCAUCAACCGCUUGGACGCCGUACUCACGGUCCUAUCAUACUGUAAAGGCGACCUGUGCAGUGUGACGAAUCUGGCGCAAGCCAUGGAGCCGCAGUACGACACGCUAUACGGCAGCUUCAUUAAACUGACGUACGCACGCUGCCGAAUAUACUACGACCCAACCAACGAGCGUCCAGAUCCCUACCUGGCGGGUUAUACGGAUAAGCUCCCGCCGCCGUCGCCCCGAACACCGCCCUCACCGCGCCCUUCACCGCCACCACCCAAGCGAUCACUCCGACCGCCGCUGUCACCGCCGCCAUCACUGCAUCCGUCACCUCCGCCGUCACCACCUCCCAAUCCUCCGCCGCCACCGCCUCCAUCCCCUCGCCCGCCACCUCGCCUACCUUCGCCGCCGCGUCCACCUCCUCGCCCAUUUGCAUCCCCUCGUCCGCCGCCGCCUCCGCCGCCGCCGCCGCCGUCUCCUCGCCCACCGCCGCGCCUAUCUCCACCGCCGCGUCCACCGCCCCGUCCGCCGCGCCUACCACCGCCGCCGCCGCCAUCACCACAUCCGCCACCGUGGCCGCCGCCGCCGCCGCCGCCUCGAUCACCCCGUCCUGCCAUCACUGAAGCCAAUGCAGCCGUCGUCCCUACAAAAUCCAUUUCCGCCUUUACCUUCCUUACUGCUACCGCCGCCGUAUCCCAUGCCGCCGUCGUCGUCACCGUUGCCACCGCAUUCAGCGCCCCCCGCGCGAUCACAGCCUCAGCAGCUGCCGCCUUCGCCACAGAGGGGCCCGCCAAACCCACCUCAUCCCGCAGCCCCAGCCCGACCGCCCCCGCCGCAGCCACCUUCACUCUCACACGUGCCCUGCUCGAGCUCCGCUCCACCGACAAACCAUCCAACCCGUCCUUCGAGUGCGCCACCGCUAGACCCUCACCCCGAUUGUGA
This is a messenger RNA of Volvox carteri f. nagariensis, 3446 nucleotides long. RefSeq lists its product as uncharacterized. Gene Ontology annotation, molecular function: N-acetylglucosamine-6-sulfatase activity; glycosaminoglycan binding. The annotation marks the transcript as partial. The record is from RefSeq and is a predicted model, not a curated record. Lineage: Eukaryota; Viridiplantae; Chlorophyta; Chlorophyceae; Chlamydomonadales; Volvocaceae. The transcript has 22 exons.